CCUAUGGCAAAAAAAAAAAAAAAAAAAACAAAACCACCGCCGUCCGUUUCAGUGCGAUAAUCGGAAUGGCAGUGGGGAACCGUCGCGGGAUGUCGACUCUACCUUCGGAGUUUCCACACGUCUCUCGGAGCAAGAGUCCUAUGUUCUCUAUUCGACUCCCCGGUGGAAUUUCUACGGCAGGCCACGGUGGAGGACAAGAAACUGUUUCAACAGUGCUGCUGGGGCUCGUCCCGGCGGGCAGGAACUCUUCGCGUGGACGGAAUGGUGAUAUUAGCUUUCUGGAAGAAACCCGAAUCUGACGUUGGUGAUUGUUAUAUUGGGAUGCGGCGGCGUAAAACUAUGCCGACUUCAGCGGAGAUGAAGGGCUUGGGCCGUGUUUUCGUCUUCAUUUGGCAGGCAUCAAUGGUUGCUGGAAGUUCACUAGGAGCGUCAUCAUCAUCACCAAAAUCAUGUCAACCUUACCAUGUGUUUCUCAGCUUUAGAGGGUCCGACACUCGUAAAAACUUUACUGAUCACCUUUACCAAGCUUUGACAUGGGCGGGGAUCCGCACAUACAGGGACAACGAUGAGAUCGAGAGAGGAGAUGAUAUUGUGCUGGCGAUUAAUAAGGCAAUAGCAGAGUCCCGAUUGUCAUUGAUUGUGUUUUCACCAAACUUUGCCUCUUCUAGUUAUUGUCUUGAUGAGGUUGUGAAGAUUAUGGAAUGUAAAGAAAACAACGUGCACACGGUUGUUCCUAUCUUCUAUAAUGUGUCACCAUCGCAAGUCUCGGAAGAGUCAGGGACUUAUGUUAAAGCAUUAAGAAGACAUGGAAAUGUUGAGAGAGUGGACAAAUGGUGGCAAGCCCUUAAAAAGAUAACAGAUCUUGGAGGCAUGGUUUUGGGAGACAGGCAUGAGGCAGGUUUUAUUCAAGAAAUUGUCAAAAAAGUCGAUCGCAGAUUGAAACGUAUAAAGCGGCCUGUUCCGUCCUACGUAAUUGGUAUAGAAUCUCAUAUUGAAGCCAUUAACAAGUGGGUAGCAUAUGAGUCUAGUGAUGUGGAUGUUGCGAUCAUCUCUGGGGUUGGUGGAGUUGGGAAGACUAUAAUCGCUAACAUAGUCUUUAAUAUGAACAUUGAAACUUUUGAUGUCUGGAGUUUUCUUCAGGAUGUUGAUGAAACCUCAAAACAGCAGGAUGGGUUGGUUAAUUUACAGAGGAGCCUGGUGUAUGAUAUCUCCAAAGGAGCCCUCGUGGACUACAAAGGCAUUGACCUUGAGCAUGUUACAUGCAACAAAAGAGCCCUUGUUGUGCUCGACAAUGUUGAUACCUGGGGUCAACUCUUGGGUAUUCUAAGCAAGCCUCAAUACCUCCACAAGGGGAGUAAAAUAAUCAUUACAACCAGAUGUAAAGAGUUGCUCAAGAAACCUUAUGGAGGAGCUUGUAAGACGUUUUGGAUCAAUGGACUGGGUAAGGAUCAUGCACUCGAACUAUUUAGUUGGCAUGCCUUUGAUAAACCCAAUCCUGACGAGGGGUAUGUAGGUUACUCUGAGCAAGUAGUGCAACACUGUUCUGGGCUUCCUCUGGCACUUGAAUUGUUGGGCCUUUGUUUAUCAGAUAAGGAUAUGCAGUUGUGGGAAGUAGCAGCACAAGAACCAGAAACAAUUGAUGGUUCCACAAGGAUCCGGAGGACGCUUCAAAUAAGCUAUGACUCUCUAGAUGAGCGUGACAAAAUCUUAUUCCUAUACAUUGCUUGCUUCUACAUUGGAAGGGAAAAGGAUUCUGUUGUGAAAAUGCUACAAAGUAAAUUUGGUUAUAGACCACUUGGCAUUCAGGAGCUUAUCAGUAGAAGCCUUAUAUCAAUUGGUGGGUCUAACAGAUUGACAAUGCACCAAUUGAUUAGAGACAUGGGGAGAGAAAUCGUCCUCCUUAGAUCGAUUCAAUCUAUUGAAGAUCCUGGAGAACAAAGUAGACUGUGGCGCUAUAAUGACGCAAUCAGGGUAUUGAAGAGAGAUACUGGAGAAAUAGUGAGGAGCCUUAUCCUUGACCCGCCACUAGCAUAUGAAGUGGAAGUGGAAGCCUUCGCAAAAAUGAGAAAGCUGAAGCUACUUCAUUUAAACAAUGUAAAUCUUCAUGGAAACUAUAAGGGUUUCCCACAGAGUUUGCUCUGGUUGUGCUGGGAAGGAUUCCUUCUUCAAUCUAUGCCUGGUGAAGUUUCCUUGGAGGAUUUGGUUGUUCUUGAGAUGAGAAACAGCAAGAUCAGAAAUGUCCACGACAGUGCAUGGAUUCUACCCAACUUAAAAGUGCUUGAUCUCAGUCACUCAUGCAAUCUUAUUGCAACUCCAGACCUUUCCCGUUUCCCAAAGCUUGAACGGUUGAUACUCAGAGGUUGCACAAAUUUGGUUGAGAUACACAGUUCCAUUGGAGGUUUGGAGCGGUUAUCCUUUCUAGAUGUGAGCUAUUGCACCAGUCUCAGUAAGCUUCCACUGGGAAAUGGUGAUUUGAUGUCCCUAAAGGAACUUCAAGUGUCAGGUUGCCCAGGACUGGUUGAACGGUACUCUCUAGAUUCUGACAAAAUGGAAUUACCUGUGAGAAAAAGAAUGAGGAGAACCUCUAGUUUGGUUUCUGGUUUGCCACAUUUCUUGGUAUCCAUAAGUCUCUGCAGGUGCAAUAUGCAUGCUUUCCCUGAAGAUCUAAGUUCCUUGUCUUCACUCAAGUUCUUACACCUAAAUGAGAACCCGCUUACUUGUCUUCCAGAGACAAUCAAAAGCCUGAAAAUGUUGUUAGCCCUUUCACUUUUCCGGUGUGACAAGCUCGAGUCACUUCCUGAGCUGCCUUCAAGUGUACAAUCAGUGAUGCUCUUUGGGUGUUCCUCCCUGAAAAGGAUAACGAAUCUGCCACAUUUAUACUCAGAUACUGGCAUCCAAGUAUUCAUUAUUGCUAUGUCUUGUGGUCAAUUACUCGAAGUCAGAGGCAUUUUCAAAGUGGAACCACUUCGAGACACCGAGUUUUAUAUUAUGAGGGCUGGUUUACUUGGGAUUUCACUACGUCUCACUGUGGAGCCAUCUCCUAGCAGUGAAACGAUUCUGUACAAUCGUUUCACGUGGGGGAAGACGUCGUUACAGCAGCCACAGAUACUGUACGAAUUCGGGAUGUGGAGCAUUUUCUUUCCAGCACAGUGCUGGGCACUUCCAAGUGCAGCGAGGGCUGAGUUCAUCUCAGUUGAUGUUCCACCGAAAGAUGGCCACAACUUAUUGGGCUUGAAUCUUAUCAUUGCAUACAGAAAUGUAUCACUUGUACCCUCAGGACUAUCAAUUACUGUGGAGAUCAGUAAUGAGACCAAGUCUCUGAAGUGGACUUACAAACCCAUCGUUCUAGGAAUCUGCGAUGGACCCAACAAUAUCAUGCUAUGGCUAAGCCGUUGGACAUUCAGGAAUCAGGUUGAGACGGGAGAUCGACUGAAGAUCGGAGUCCGUGGAGACAGGGGUGUGGAGAUACUGACCUCUGGUGUCGUGUUGGACUUGAAGAAUGAACUAGUGGUUGAGGGAAGAGCCUCUUGUGCAGUCAGAGCUCUUUGUGAUGUGGAUAUAUCAGCCUAUGAAGUUGGGCGAGGUACAUAUGAGCUGGACAAUUCUCUGGACCGACAGCUACAGCUCCUUAUUAUGCAGGCUCACAAUAACCCACACCGACCUGACCGGUCCGAUUGGUUGGACCGCAGUCAACGCGAAGUUUUUGCUGAUGUUAAUGCUUGGAUUGGGCAAGUUUCUUCGAUGCUGAAGGCCCUCGAGGACGAGUCCUCGAAUGACGGAUCAACUAGUACAACACUAUAGUGAAUCCUACCUCUACAAGGAUUUGGAGUUUUGGGAAAGCUUUGGUCUUCCCCUCUACCGUUUUGCUGGUACUUGGUUUACUUGUGUUGUCGUUUGGGGAUACUGCUACUUACACAGGCCAGUUGCCCACAUGACGUUUGGCUCAAUUUACUUAUUCCAAAGAGAAAGAAAAUGAUUGAUAAUGAUGCCAGGUCUGGGUACUGAUGCAGAAGGGGAUCAAAAGACGGUUGUUAAGUUUGAUCUGAUGUGUGAAUGCAUGAAUAUGCUUAUAGCGAUGGAUGUUAUCAUUAUUUUUGCAUGUUAAGCUCUUGGACUUGUGUAAGUGGGACGGCGCAAGGGAGAGAGAGACAAGCUUCCCUUGGACUCAAAGCAUUAUCAUUACAUGUAAAGCUUUUGGGGUGAGUCGUAAUGAAAGGAAUUACUUCCAUAUAACAGUUACAUACUUCCAUAUAUAUGUGUGUUUAGGAUUGAUUGGCGCAAUGUAUUUUGUUGUCCAAAUGUGAUGUUUUUAGUUGUUUGCAGCCUAUUUGUUGAUCG
Linum tenue is the source of this 4338-nucleotide messenger RNA. NCBI's taxonomy places the organism in Eukaryota, Viridiplantae, Streptophyta, Magnoliopsida, Malpighiales, Linaceae. The record is from the annotation of a GenBank genome assembly.